UUUAUUCUGGUCCAUUAUCUGGUACAGCCAAAAAAUUAAAGGUUUUUUCUGUGGCUUCUUUAAUUAUUACAAUUAUGAUAAGUCCAAUUAUUAUGAUUGUUGACGCACCUAUGGGAUUAGGAGCUAGAGCAUUUUUGCUUGUAACAACGUUAUCAACGAGCGCGAUUUCAACAGGAUUAAUUCAUUUGUGUCUUUCUCCAUAUGUUAGAAACAUUUAUUACAAACCAUCAACCUUAACAAAUCCCUCAACAUCCGAAAUUUCUUCAUCACAAAUCACGCCCGAAACUUUUAUAACAAUUGAAACUCUCACUUUGUUUUGUAGAUCAAACUUUACAACUUUACCUGUGAAGUCACUUGAACCUUCUUUUAGAUUUUUUACUACAUGGAAAGUAAAUAAAUUAUAUGAAAAUGAAUUAAAAGCCAUGACGAGAAAGGGUAAACAAUUAAAACCAAAAGAAUUCUUUUAUAUUCAUAAUGAAUUAUGUGAAAAUAAAGUAAUGCGAGAGCCUUCUAAACUAUUUUUUGGCACCCUCAUGAUGUUGGUCUUGUCAGCUAAAUUCGCCGUUGCUCAAGACGAAAAAGUCGAACACGUCGGAGAUGAAGGCGCGUGUGCAAAGAAGGAAUUCGAUGAAAGCACUUACAAUCUUGGACUCCACAUUGGUGCCUUGUUUAUUAUUUUUGUUACGAGCUCGUUCGGAGCUUUCGUUCCUCUCAUCUCAAAGAAAUGUCCAAACCUCAUAAUUCCUGGCUCUGUCUUUUUUUUUUGCAAAAAUUUUGGAACAGGGGUUAUACUUGCUACGGCUUUUAUUCAUAUGAUACCAUCAGCUUUUGAUAUGUUAUCUAAUGAAUGUUUGCCUGAAAUCUGGCAUAAUUAUCCAUGGGCUGGAGCUAUUUCAAUGGUAGCGGCAUUAACCAUCUUCUUUAUUGAAUACGUCGCUAUAAAAGUUACUGAGAAGGGAAUUAACAAUAAAGACAAUUUACCAAUAUAUAAAAAUGAUCCUAUUUUGGAAACUUCUAAAGAUGAUAGUUCUUCGAUUCAUAAUCAUGGAACUUUAGUUUUGCUAACCAACGAAACUCAAACGAUUGGAAUCAUUAUUUUAGAAGCUGGUAUUUGCCUUCAUUCAAUUAUCAUCGGAAUCGCUUUGUCUGUUACAACCGGAUCGGACUUUAUUUCUCUUCUUAUCGCCCUAGUCUUUCAUCAGAUGUUCGAAGGACUUGGUCUUGGGUCCAGAAUUGCCGAACUUGAAUAUCCACAAGGUAUACAUGAUACGUAUAACCCCGACUCAAUUACAGCACUUAUUAUUCAAGGCGUUCUUGAUUCUGUCUCUGCUGGGAUCUUACUUUACGCUGCUUUAGUUGAAUUACUUGCCAACGAUUUUAUUAAUGAUCCAAAAUUUCAUAAGAAAUCUAUCGCUCAUCAAUGUUCAGCAUUCAUCAUCUUCAUUUUAGGUGCUGGAAUGAUGUCCUUGAUCGGGCCGGGUUUUAGAACUUCGGUUGAACUUUCCCUAUAUAUGAAAUAUUUCUAA
Funneliformis geosporum is the source of this 1526-nucleotide messenger RNA. NCBI's taxonomy places the organism in Eukaryota, Fungi, Glomeromycota, Glomeromycetes, Glomerales, Glomeraceae. The record is from the annotation of a GenBank genome assembly.